Molecule: messenger RNA, 513 nt
Organism: Striga asiatica
Lineage: Eukaryota; Viridiplantae; Streptophyta; Magnoliopsida; Lamiales; Orobanchaceae
Source: the annotation of a GenBank genome assembly
AUGAAAAGAGGGGCUCAAAAGGGUGGGGAUUUCCCAUGGGCCUUAAAUGUAACUAUUUUACGAUGGCUUUGUCAAGGGAUAGAGCAAGCUCUUGUUGAGGCGACGACGUAUAAGAAGGAUCCUAGCUGUAGUAGCGCUGUUUCAGGAAGGGAAGACUCGAGCGGCAAGUUACUUUAUGUCUGUACUUGCAAUUUCGUUUUCGAGAUUAGGAAAGUGUUCCGUAUAAGCCUAGAGACUUCCACCGCCGCAGAAGAGGAUCGUUCGAACAGGGGAUCUCCCAAUCCUGGUGCAGAAGCAGCAGCCCUUGUAAAUGGGGCAUUCACACCUGACGAAAGAAAGUACAAGUAUUCCUCAAAUUCUCUGGUACAAAUGAGCUCCUUACUUAACUUGGUCCGAGACUUAACACGACAGGCACGUGCGUGCCACUCGCCUGGUGAUAACAAUGCCUUUCUGAGACAGGACAGAGCGCACUUCCGAGCCCGCUUUUGGCCGAACUUGGUAACCAGCUCCUGA